Messenger RNA from Darwinula stevensoni, 712 nucleotides. The record is from the annotation of a GenBank genome assembly. NCBI's taxonomy places the organism in Eukaryota, Metazoa, Arthropoda, Ostracoda, Podocopida, Darwinulidae.
GAUUCACGAAAUUUUCUUCGCCUUCAACAGCUUCACUUGGUCUUCGACGAUCUGGAGAGUCAUCAUAAUGAAUAACAUCGAAAUAACGGAGCUCCCGCAAGGGAUCUUCGGAAACGUCUCUAUCGUGGCCGUGGGCGUCCAACUAUCCCCAAACUUCACCGCCAUUCAUCCGUCGGUCCUGCUUUCCAUGAAAGAGACAAUUAUGGCCUUUUGGAGCGAUCGGUGCAGCCUCGAAGACUUUCCCUGGGAUAUUCUGCCUCAGUUGGUCGCUUUCACGAAUCUCCAUCUCCCCGGCAACGCUCUGACGACCGUGCCUGUCUUGCAAAGCGAAACGCUCGAUGACCUCGACCUUGCGGAUAAUAAUAUAUCAUUCAUUGAGGGCGGUUGGUUCCUGCCAAAUCUGAGGUGGUUGAGCAUGGGUGUCACGGCUGGCACACAAGUUUAUCUAUCAUAUAAUUUGAUCACUGCACUGACGGAGGAAGCAUUUCGUUCGAUGGCGGAAGCUGUCUCAUUGGGAAACGGAAUCCUCUUGGUACAUGAGAAUCCCAUUCAGUGCGAUUGCAGUAUGGCUUGGCUGGUACUCGAUCAAGUCCUCCUCUCUCAAGUUCGAGGGUCCUGUGAGGAUGGUACUUCUUUUCAAGAACUGGAUCCGAAUGUCUUCGAAGAACUUUGCAACCAGAUGAAUCCUCCGAUGCUGGACGGUUAUUCCAAC